Messenger RNA from Closterium sp. Naga37s-1, 1341 nucleotides. Lineage: Eukaryota; Viridiplantae; Streptophyta; Zygnematophyceae; Desmidiales; Closteriaceae. The record is from the annotation of a GenBank genome assembly.
AUGGCCGGCUCUCUUCGUCGAGCCGCAUUCACCACCAUGGCCGCGUGGCUCCUGCUCCUUACCGCAAGCUCCGCGGCUCCCCGCGCCGCCGCGUUCCACUUGGCGCGGGAUGCGCGCGACGGCGGCGCGUCCGCGCAGUUUCCGCCGCAGUUUCCGCGGCAGCACGACGCGCAGGAUCGAAGUAGCGGCGAUGGCCGAAGUGGCAGCGCGCUCGAGUCCUUCUACGACCGCGACGCGGCCUUGGAGCUAGAAUCCACAUACGAGGAAGACGACGACGUGGCGCGAGUCGCCGGCAUUGCCACGACGCGGGGCGCGGGCCGUGAUCCCGCGGCGCUCAUCGCCACGUCAGCGGGCUUCGCGUACCCAAUGGCGGCUCCCAUCUACGUGGCCAAGUCGCAACUGCCCGUGAUGAUGUCACUCAAGACCACGUGGUCCAAGUAUGCGGACCUGAGCUCGUGGGACGGAUCCAAGCCGUGCAAUCAGUGGACGCGGAUCAGAUGCUGGACAGAUGGCACCAUCAGGCGCAUGGAGAUGAGCGGGAUGGGUCUGCAAGGCAGUCUGCCGGGCAUCAUCGGCGACCUCACCACGCUGGAAGAGCUGCUCGUUACCAAGAACUGGUUCACCCACGAGUUUCCCAACAACCUCUCUAAGCUCGUUCGCCUGCAGAACCUGCAAGUAUGGAGCAACUACUUCAACCACACCAUUCCACCCGGCCUCGGCAACCUGCGCAACCUCUACCAGCUGCGCAUCAGCGGGAACCACUUUGAGGGAACCAUUCCCCCCUGCAUCAGCCGACUCAAACUGCUGUACUACAUGUACGUGGACACGAACAAAUUCACGGGAAGGCUGCCCGCCUCCAUUGGCACCAUGACCAACCUGCAGAACCUGUUCAUCAAUCAGAACAGCAUUGCCGGUCCACUCCCCGCCACCAUCACCCGGCUCAGAAAUCUGCGAAUCCUAUUCAUGAGCAGCAAUCCCAAGCUGACCGGCUGGCUGCCGCGCAAUCUGGGCAACAUGGUUAGCCUCACAGACCUGGUGAUGGAGUAUUGCAACUUCUCCGGUCCCAUCCCACCAUCUAUCACCCGUCUCACACGCCUGCAGCGAGUCUUGCUAGACAACAACUACUUUCGAGGCAUAGUGCCGGAGAACCUUAGCAGGCUCACAGACAUCACCAUCCUCUACCUCGAGCGCAACUUCCUCUACGGCACGUUCCCAAAGGGCAUUUCCCAGCUGCCCAAGCUCAGCUACCUCAAUCUGCACGACAACAUGUUGACAGGCCCUCUCCCCACCAACUUCCCCAGCACUCGCUUCAUUGAUUACGGCCAGUACAACCUGCUCUAG